AUGCCUGAACCGGCGAAAUCCGCGCCCGCCCCCAAAAAGGGCUCCAAAAAAGCGGUGACAAAGACGCAGAAGAAAGGGGAUAAGAAGCGGCGGCGCAGCCGGAAGGAGAGUUAUUCCAUCUACGUCUACAAAGUGCUGAAACAAGUGCACCCCGACACCGGCAUCUCCUCCAAGGCGAUGGGCAUCAUGAAUUCCUUCGUCAACGACAUCUUCGAGCGCAUCGCCGGCGAGGCCUCCCGCUUGGCCCACUACAACAAACGCUCCACCAUCACCUCGAGGGAAAUCCAAACGGCCGUCCGCCUCCUUCUGCCGGGCGAGUUGGCCAAGCACGCCGUCUCGGAGGGCACGAAGGCGGUCACCAAGUACACCAGCUCCAAGUAA
Molecule: messenger RNA, 381 nt
Organism: Charadrius vociferus (killdeer)
Lineage: Eukaryota; Metazoa; Chordata; Aves; Charadriiformes; Charadriidae
Product: histone H2B 5
Exons: 1
Coding region: 1-381 (126 amino acids)
Cellular component (GO): nucleosome
Molecular function (GO): structural constituent of chromatin; DNA binding; protein heterodimerization activity
Source: RefSeq, a predicted model, not a curated record